AUGUCGAAAUCUUCAUCAUCGGCCAAAAGACAAAAGACUGCAAGUUCCUCCCGCGAUGAUCCUCGAAUCACCGAUCCUAGAUUUGCAAACAUCCAAUCGGACCCCAGAUUCCGCCUACCUGGAAGGAAAAAUAAAGUCAAACUAGACAAACGGUUCAGUCGAGUCCUUGAAGAUGAAGAUUUCACCAAGAGGGCCAAAGUCGAUCGUUAUGGCCGACGCCUCGAGAAUAAUGUGGAGAGAACCCGCCUGAAGAGAAAAUAUGAGUUCGACGAAGAUGACGAGCAGGAAAAAGUUGUCAGCGGCAACACCUCAGACGAGGACGAGCCAGAUGACGACGAUGAAGUCCAACGAGAAUUACAGAGGGUCGACAACUCUCGUGACCUGCUCAGACAAGGCCACGACUCAGACGCUUCUUCCCUAACCUCAUCAGAUGAAUCCUCCUCGAGUGACGACGACGACGAAGAUGAUGAAGGGGCUGCAGACCAGAAUAAGCUCACAAUCGGCCCAACGAGCCAAAGCGACAUCCCCAUGGGAGAAGUCACCUCUCGCAUCGCAGUCGUCAAUCUAGACUGGGACAAUAUCCGUGCCGCCGACAUCAUGGCUGUCAUCAACAGUUUCCUACCUGCCAACGGCUCGCUGCUGAAAGUGUCCAUCUACCCCAGCGAGUUCGGCAAAGAACGUCUGGAACGUGAAGAGAUGGAAGGCCCGCCUAAAGAGAUCUUUGCCGCUAAAGCCAACGAAACACAUGACAAUUCAGAUGACGAUAGCACCGAUGAAGAAGAUGGCUCCGAUGAAGAAUCUAAGAUCAAAGAGACCUUACUGGCCCCAGACACGGGCGACGAAUUUGACUCGGCUGCACUGCGCCGCUACCAACUUGACCGUCUACGAUACUAUUACUGUGUCCUGACCUUCUCCUCUCCGACCGUAGCCGAGCAUGUCUAUUCCGCAGUAGAUGGCACCGAGUACCUGACUACCGCAAAUUUCUUCGACCUACGCUUCGUGCCCGACGAUACUGAUUUCUCCUCAGACAUCCCCAAGGAAGAAUGCACAAACAUUCCAGACGACUACCGACCCAACGACUUUGUCACCGACGCACUACAACACAGUAAAGUCAGAUUGACGUGGGAUGCAGACGAUGGGGGCCGAAAGGAGACUAUUGCAAGAGCAUUCAAAGGUGGCAGAAAAGAAAUCGACGAGAAUGACUUGAAAGCCUACCUCGCGUCCGACUCAUCCAGUGAUGAAGAAGAUGGGGGAGCAGAUGGCCCCCAAGCCACUAAGAAAGAAAUCGAACGACAAAAGAUGCGGGCUGCCCUCGGUCUCGCGCCUGAGCCCGUCAAGAAAUCCUCUUCCAAAGGCGACAAGAAAGAGAAAGCACCUGUGGGAGGGAUGCAGAUCACAUUCACAUCCGGAUUCUCGGCACCAACGGAAGACAACGAGGAAGACGGCUCCAAGAAGCAGCGGAGGAACAAGGGUGUAUUCGAAAACUCGCCCGAACCUGACGAAACAACGGUCGAGAAAUAUGUGCGUAAAGAACGCGAGAGGAAACAGCGCCGGAAAGACAAGGCGAAAUCCAACAAUCAGAGCGACGCUGUAGCUGUAGACGACCCCACCGAAGGAACCAUCGAUGAAAGCCAUAAUAGAGAACAAGACGACCUAGGCUUCGACGACCCAUUCUUCGCUUCCGCCGCGGCCGCCGAACCCUCUGCACAAGAAGAGAAAGCCGCAAGCAACCGCCUGCGCAAGGAAGAGCGCCUGAAGAAGAAGAAGGAGCGCGAAGCCGAGGAAGAAGCCGAGAAGAAACAACGCGCAGAACUGGAAUUACUCAUGGUUGACGACGACGCCACGGCAGACCCCAACGCGAACGGCAAACCCGGCCGGAUUAUCCAGCACUUCGACAUGAAAGAGAUCGAGCGGGCGGAGAAGCUGGCUCGAAAGAAAGGCAAGGCGAAGACGCUGAAACAGAAGGGUCAGAACCAGAUCAAGGCGGGCGACGAAGCGGUAGACGACGCAUUCAGAGUCGACACGUCCGACCCGCGAUUCGCGCGCCUCUUCGACAGCCACGAGUACGCGAUCGACCCGACGAAUCCGCGCUUCAAGGCCACCAAGGGCAUGCGCGAGGUCCUGGACGAGGGGCGGCGGCGGAGGGAUACGAAGCAGGCGCAACCGCCCGGCGCCGAGGACAUCUCCCAUCCCGCGAGAGAUGGCGAUGGGAAGAGCAAGAAGCACAAAGACAAGAACGUCAAGUCCCCCAAGUCGAGAGGAAGUGAUGAAGGAGGCGCCGAUGUUCGGAGCCUAGUUGCGAAGAUCAAGAUGCGGAAUCAGAAGUAG
Molecule: messenger RNA, 2328 nt
Organism: Exophiala aquamarina CBS 119918
Lineage: Eukaryota; Fungi; Ascomycota; Eurotiomycetes; Chaetothyriales; Herpotrichiellaceae
Exons: 1
Coding region: 1-2328 (775 amino acids)
Biological process (GO): rRNA processing
Cellular component (GO): nucleus
Molecular function (GO): RNA binding
Source: RefSeq, a predicted model, not a curated record